This is a messenger RNA of Salarias fasciatus (jewelled blenny), 3973 nucleotides long. It is a transcript of the gene nid1a, whose product is annotated as nidogen 1a. The coding region runs from base 88 to 3672 and encodes 1194 amino acids. NCBI's taxonomy places the organism in Eukaryota, Metazoa, Chordata, Actinopteri, Blenniiformes, Blenniidae. The transcript has 20 exons. Gene Ontology annotation, biological process: cell-matrix adhesion; canonical Wnt signaling pathway. Gene Ontology annotation, cellular component: plasma membrane. The record is from RefSeq and is a predicted model, not a curated record. Gene Ontology annotation, molecular function: Wnt-protein binding; Wnt receptor activity; calcium ion binding.
CGCUCCGCCCCGUCCAGGACCAGCAGAUUCCAUGUACCACUCGCUCCUCUGACACAGGACUGCUCAGCCGCCUCUCCGGGACGAACAAUGGGUUGGCAGGAUCAAGGAUGGCUCGUGUGUGCGAGUUUUCUCGGAUUCGUGGCCGCCGUGCAGAGCAUUAAACGGGACGACUUCUUCCCGUACGGCCCCAGCGCGAGAGACCAGCUGCUGGACCCGGGGACGGACCAGACGCACCGACUGGAGCUGAGCAAGCCAGUGCUGUUUUAUGAUGGCACUUUCGACAGCAUCUAUGUCAACACCAAUGGCUUUGUGGCCACAACAGAGCCAGCGGGCGAGUCGACAUAUCAUGGCAAAAUGCCUGCCAAAUUUGGCAUGAUUGCAGCUCUGCAGGGGGACCUGGACACGAGCGAUGGUGUGGGGAAAGUCUUCUUUCGACAGGACUCCAGCCCUGCAGUUCUGCGUCGAGCAGCCGACCACAUCAACAGGGCCUUCCCCGAAGAUGACGAAGUCGACCCCACCCACGCCGUGGUCGUUACCUGGGUUGACGUCGCCGCCCAUGAACCUGAAGCCACAGGUGUCGGCAUCAACAAAAAGAGAAACACCUUCCAGCUGGUUAUUGCAUCCCUGGAGACAGAAUCAUAUGCGAUAGUGCUCUACGCCAGAGACGGGAUACAGUUUACUUCCACACCUGUCAAAAGCAGUAAGGUGAUCCUGCAUGCUGGCUUCAGCAAGGGUCUGGUGCGAGGGUUCGUUUUUUCCAGUCAAGGACCGUACUACCGCACGACCAGUGAUGACGAACCAUCGGUACAGGCUUUAGCAGAGGAGACUAACUCGGGUCUCCGGGGUGUGUGGGUGUAUGGGAUCGGAACUUCCCCGUAUUUUUCCAACGUGGCACCAGGUGAGGUCACCGACCUUCCUGCUGAAACCAGUCAACCACAGGACACAGACGCAAGGCGGCUUGUGCACACCAACGGACAAGUGGAACACACUGCCUUUGAGGUGGAUGCUGGACAGAUCGAAGUCCAACCCGUUCAGUACCAGCCCAAUAAUCCAGAGGUGGUGGUCGUCGAUGACACAGAUAUCAAUGUAGAUGUGUUUUCAUACAACCUUGGCACAUGUGCCACCAACAGAAAUAAGUGCUCGCAGUUCGCUGACUGCAGGGAUUACUCUGCUGGAUACUGCUGUCACUGCAGGCCUGGCUUCUACGGCAAUGGGAUACAGUGUGUGGCCGAGGGAAAGCCACAGAGGAUGAACGGUAAAGUGUAUGGAAAGGUGUUUGUGGGUAACAGUCCGUCUCCAGUGGAGUUCACCAGCAAUGAUCUCCACUCGUAUGUGGUGGUAAAUGACGGCCGGUCCUACAUCGCGAUCAGUGACAUCCCCUACACGCUCGGCCCCUCGCUGCAGCCGCUGUCGGCCCUCGGCGGCGUCAUUGGGUGGGCUUUUGCGCUGGAGCAGCCUGGCUUUAAGAACGGCUUCAGCAUCAUUGGGGGGGAGUUCACACGGCAAGCCGAGGUGACCUUUCUGCCGGGGAAUGAGAAGCUGACCAUCCGGCAGGAGUUCAAAGGCAUUGAUGAGCACGACCACCUGGCGGUCAGCACCACCAUGGAAGGCCGGGUCCCCGAAGUGUCUCCCGGCUCCACCGUGCAAAUAGAUCCUUACUCUGAGAUCUACCAGUACAGCAACAACCUGAUUACCUCGUCCUCCACUCGAGAAUACAUCGUGAACUCCCCCGACGGAUCCACGGAGACCAGGACAUACCAGUGGCGUCAGACCAUCACCUUCCAGAGCUGCCAGCACAGCGAGGCUUUGAGAGACAUGAAGCCCACCCAGAUGCUCCGCGUGGACCAGGUCUUCGUCAUGUAUGACGCCAAUAAUGAACUCAUCCGGUUCGCCAUGACCAACAAGAUCGGAGAUAUUAAUGGAGGUCAACCAGAGGAGAACCCAUGUUUCACCGGGAGACACGGCUGUGACACCAAUGCCGUUUGCAGACCUGGACAGGGAAACCAGUUCACUUGCCAGUGUGCCGCUGGCUUCAAUGGUGACGGCCGCUCGUGUUAUGACAUUGAUGAGUGCGCAGAGAAUCCUCAGAUCUGUGGGCCCCAUGCUAUCUGCAACAACCAGCCCGGGACCUUCCGCUGUGAAUGUGAAGACGGUUAUCAGUUCGGCAACGAUGGGCAAACCUGCGUCGCGGCUGAUCGGGCCGUGGAUGCCUGUGAGGAAGGCACACACAGCUGUGACAUUGCUGAGCGCGCUCAGUGCAGCUACACCGGCGGCUCGUCCUACAUCUGCUCCUGCCGAGCGGGAUAUAUCGGAGACGGAAGAAACUGCCAAGACGUCGACGAGUGCCAGCCAGGCAGGUGUCAUCAGAACGCCAUUUGUUUCAACACCCAGGGGUCAUUUACCUGCCAGUGCAGGCCGGGUUACAGCGGCGAUGGCUUCCAGUGCUCCUCAGAAAGGACAAAAACCCAAUGUGAGACCCACAGAGAGGGUGCUCUGGGCGUGGCGGGCCCCCGAGGCCCCCGGCCUCCAGUCGGCCAGUACGUCCCUUCGUGUAAUGAGAACGGUGAAUAUGAACCCAUGCAGUGUCACGGCAGCACAGGACACUGCUGGUGUGUGGACCGAAAUGGACAGGAAAUCCCUGGGACACGCUCUGGACCUGGCAACAGGCCAAUGUGCAUUGACCACAGUGGUGUUUCACCACCUGUUGGGCCCCGCCCUCGACCGGAUGUUGACUUCCUCCCCCCAGGAACGCACCUGUUGUUUGCCCAGAGCGGCAGGAUCGAGCAUGUCCCGCUAGAAGGCCACGACAUGAAAAAGGCUGGUGCCAGGACUGUCCUUCACCUGCCUGAGAAGGUAAUCAUCGGAGUGGCCUAUGACUGUGUGGAGAAGAUGAUAUACUGGACAGAAAUCACCUCGCCCUCGAUCAGCAAAGCCAGCACGCAGGGCGGAGAGCCCACUGCUGUCAUCGAUUCAGAUUUGAAUAGCCCAGAGGGUAUUGCCAUCGACCACCUGGGACGAACUAUGUUUUGGACAGACUCUGUGAAGGAUAACAUCGAGGUGGCGUCUCUGGACGGGUCCCAGCGGCGCGUUAUCAUAGACUCUGAUCUUGUCAAUCCCCGAGCUAUCAUCACUGACCCUCCCAAUGGCAAUCUGUACUGGGCUGACUGGAACCGCGAUGCACCCAAGAUCGAGACCUCUCACAUGGAUGGAUCCAACCGAAGGGUGCUGGUUAAAGACGAUCUGGGCCUGCCAAAUGGACUGACUUAUGACUCUCAGAGCUCUCUGCUCUGUUGGGCAGAUGCAGGCACACAUAAAGUGGAGUGCAUGAGUCCCAGCCGAGGUGAUCGCAGUAAAGUUGUGGAGGGGAUCCAGUACCCCUUUGGAAUGACGUCUUUAGGGAAGAACAUCUACUACACAGACUGGCGAAGAGACGCCGUGGUCGCAGUGGACCGUUAUUCAGGCAAGGAGUCAGACGAGUUCCAGCCUCAGAAACGGACCAAGCUGUACGGGAUCGCCACAGCCUACGCCGUGUGUCCUUCAGGACAAAACUACUGUGCUGUGAACAACGGGGGUUGCACUCACCUCUGUUUAGCAACGCCGACGGGCCGCUCCUGCAAGUGUCCCAACAACGCGGCCGCAGUGGGCUGCGUGGAGAGAAACGGCGGGUACUGAGACCAGCCCGGCAAGCUCAAAACUGUUUGGAUGUCUGACCGCAAAUUAGGAGCCACUCAGCAAUACUAAAUUCUAACUGCUGAAAAUGCCACUGAAAGUCAGAGGUGAAUUUACUGUGCCUUUUAUUGCUCAGUGUUACACUUAUCAGUAUAUAUUUUUUUACAUGUCCCUUUUUUUAAAAAUCACAACUGCCUAUCGAAAAUUGUAAAUAUACACAACCACUUUUUUUUUUUUUUUUUGAGUGCACAUAAACUGAGAGUAAAGCUCAAGGGAUACAUAAUUUAAUGUGAAAUUCCUCACA